Molecule: messenger RNA, 315 nt
Organism: Penicillium salamii
Lineage: Eukaryota; Fungi; Ascomycota; Eurotiomycetes; Eurotiales; Aspergillaceae
Source: the annotation of a GenBank genome assembly
AUGGACGCAACAACACAAGCCCAGCCCCUGGCUGACCGCUCCACCAACACCCACUUGGGUGACAAGACCGAUCUCAAGGGCGACAUCUCAUCGAUGGAGUACCACCGUCAGGUCCUGCAGGAAAAGGUCGCAGGCGAGGAACAACCCACUUCCUACGUUUCCCCCUCAGACGAACUCAUGAGCCCCUGCACAAAGAAACUCAGCGACAUCAAGGGCAAGCGAUUCAAGAAUGCCGGCAAGCCCCAAUCACUGUUCGCUAAGCUCGGUAAGAAGAGCUACGAGCAAUCCUCAGCCGAGAAAGGCCGUGAGGAUUAA